Molecule: messenger RNA, 912 nt
Organism: Penicillium angulare
Lineage: Eukaryota; Fungi; Ascomycota; Eurotiomycetes; Eurotiales; Aspergillaceae
Product: response regulator
Exons: 1
Coding region: 1-912 (303 amino acids)
Biological process (GO): protein autophosphorylation; phosphorelay signal transduction system
Molecular function (GO): phosphorelay sensor kinase activity; histidine phosphotransfer kinase activity
Source: RefSeq, a predicted model, not a curated record
AUGAUCGCUGUUCGAGAUUCUGGAAUUGGCAUCGAUGACCAUGCUCAGAUCCGCCUUUUUGAGAGGUUCAAGCAAGCUACUCCGAAGACGGAAGGAACAUACGGUGGCUCUGGUCUAGGUCUGAAUGUCAGCCGAAAGCUUUGCCAUCUCCAUGGCGGGGAGAUUGGUGUUAGUUCCAAAGAAGGCCAGGGAAGCACUUUUUGCUUUUUCUUCCGGGUUCGCAACAGGAUGCGCCACUGGGGAGAUGGGAUUGAUAUGGAUGACAUCUCGGAUGUUGAUAGAUUAUCUCAUGAUAUCCAAGCGGUAUGCAUCGACUCAUCCGGCGCCAAAGAACUUCCUUCAGACGUCAGAAUCCCAAAGGACCCGCCGGAGAGUGAAAUUGAAGAAUUGAGUCGAGGCGGCCCUUCCGAUGAACGAACAACUCAUACAAAAGAGAUUGCGCGGAAAGCAGCGAGUCGUAUCACCGGAAAUGAUGCUGCUCAAAAUUUCAUUCGAAGCAUACUCGUUGUUGAGGACAAAAUAAUCAACUGGAAAAUGCUCACACGGAAACUGAAAUCGUUAGGGUUUGGAACAGUUGAGGCAACGAAUAGCUUAGAGGCUCUCGAUGCCUUCCAAAGCAGCAGACCUGAUUGUAUUCUCAUGGAUCAGGAGAUGCCUUUGAUGGACGGAAAUGCGGCAACAAAGCACAUCCGAGACCUUGAGGAAGGAGGCAACAAUCAUAUUCCGAUUUUAAGGGUGACAGCGAAUGUCAGAUCAGCACAAAAGUCAGAGAUGCUUCAAGCUGGGAUGGAUGACGUAAUUCACAAACAUUUCAGUACUGAAGAACUUAUUGCGAAAAUAAGCCAAUUCGUUCCCACGAAAUUGGAAACGAAAAUUAUUGACAUUUCGGUUACUUUAACGAGCAUUAAUUGA